Molecule: messenger RNA, 354 nt
Organism: Medioppia subpectinata
Lineage: Eukaryota; Metazoa; Arthropoda; Arachnida; Sarcoptiformes; Oppiidae
Source: the annotation of a GenBank genome assembly
AUGUUAAAUUAUUCAUUGAUGUCAUUUGCGCCGUUUAUGGUGGCCACCAUUUGGACCAUAUUCUUCGCGCUCAAUAUCAUAUACUCAAUAUUACUGGAAUACACGAACAUAGAGUACAAAGCAAAUGAAUGCGAUUAUAUUAAUCGUUUGACCAAACAAUUGAUAUCUACGGUCAUCUUACGGUCCUUCACAGUAAAGGGUGUGUCGGCCACAGUUGUCUGCGAGAUAUUGACCAUGAUUUUCGUGUCAUGGGUCACACGUAAGGGCGAAAUUGGAGAGUCCACCGCCAAACUCAUCAACGCAUCGGACAUUGGCAUCAAAUUCAGGUUCAGUAGUGUUCACACACAUAGGGCU